GUGGCCCCAACUACAGCACCAACCACAGCCCCAACUACAGCACCAACCGUGGCCCCAACUACAGCACCAACCACAGCCUCUACUGCAGCAGCAACCGUGGCCCCAGCUACAGCAGCAACCAUGGCCCCAACUACAGCACCAACCGUGGCCCCAACUACAGCACCAACCACAGCCCCUACUACAGCAGCAACCGUGGCCCCAACUACAGCACCAACCACAGCCCCUACUGCAACAGCAACCAUGGCCCCAACUACAGCAGCAACCGUGGCCCCAUCUACAGCAGCAACCGUGGCCCCUACUGCAGCAGGAACCGUGACCCCAACUACAGCACCAACCGUGGCCGCAACUACAGCACCAACCACGGCCCCUACUGCAGCACCAACCUUGGCCCCAACUAUAGCAGCAAAUACGACACCUACUGCAGCAAUUGGAAACCCCCCAGCAACAGUAGUCAGCACAACCACCCAAAGGCCCUUUCCUGGAUUCGCUGCUGCCAUCAUUGUCAUGUGUGGCUUAGCCAUCUUGGCUGUCCCAGUUGUAAUGAUUUUGGCCCUGAAGACCAAAAUGUGUUCAAAGCUGGCACAGGCUUGCUCUCUGGAGUCUCCCAUCUAUGAGUAGGAGCAUUAAUACAGAUACGAAUAAGCAUGGCAUCCAAUGCCAGACUGAUGGGAAAACAACAAAAAGAAGAAUUAAGAAAACAUGAAUUAUAUAAAUGUUUAUUGAAUACAUUUGAUUUGACAAGAAGAUUUUCACUAUGCUCAUGAAGUUUUUCCAGGAAGAA
Molecule: messenger RNA, 781 nt
Organism: Polyodon spathula (Mississippi paddlefish)
Lineage: Eukaryota; Metazoa; Chordata; Actinopteri; Acipenseriformes; Polyodontidae
Product: G8 domain-containing protein DDB_G0286311-like
Exons: 3
Coding region: 121-618 (165 amino acids)
Source: RefSeq, a predicted model, not a curated record